GUCAUAACUAAUAGAAGAAAUAUAAAUAUAAACCGACACUUAUAAUGUCUCAACAUACUAAUGGUUUAUAUUUCAUUGAAUCUCUCAUCAUGCAUGUAACUUUGUAUCGCAACUUGUGAUAUAAAGAAACUGAGUGGGUUAGGUUGAUGUGUAUAUUUCAACGCAGAGCAGCACUCUGCGGAUCUUUUGUACCCCAUGAGGAAUUCAUCUUUGCUGAAAAUCUUGGAUUUUUGAUGAAUUUUUUCAUAAAACACUUCAAUUUACUCGUUCGAUAGCCAUAUGUUAAAACAUUGAUUCAAUUUACCCGCUUAAUCCUCACCAUUUUGAUCUCCCCUCCUCCUCACUACCACCCGUUUCCAAUUCCGAUCGAUCGUCCGUCUUUUCUUUCACAGCCAACGAACUCAUUUACCGCAGCAAAGGCUUUCCCAAUUCAAAACGGUUUUUUGAUAUUUUAUUUAUGUGUUUUUACGAUUUUACCACUGCCACAUCUGUUCUUCGAAGCUUAUACGCUUCAAAGGUUAUAAGAUUCUGCACACCCAAAAAUUAAUUUUCUCAAAAUUGUUUUGACAUAGAAUCUUCUGAAAUAGAAGUUAAUAACAGCCUUAGAAAAACCUUAUCGUUACGUCUUGGUCAAUGGUGAAACUUCCAAGUUGAUGCAUAGAAAUUCCAAUCAUGUUUGAACAUUAAUAAAUAUUCGUUCAUCUGACCAAAAUAAAAAAAUAUCUCAAUUUCCAAGAUUCGCCACCAGCAAAUACCAUGUACCCUUCUCAUCCACAAGACUAUCCUCCACAAUCAUAUUACCAACCACCGGCACCACCAGAAUCGAAUUACCAACCACCGCAUUAUGCCACAGGUAUUCCAGGUCAAUACGUGGUUCCUCAGCCCAUUAACGGGAUAUGGUCCAGCAGCCUUUGUGCCUGUUGCUCGGAUGUACCCAACUGUUGCCUAACAUGUUGGUGUCCAUGCAUUACUUUUGGACAAAUUGCUGAGAUUGUUGAUAAGGGGAAUACUUCCUGUGGAGUACAUGGGGCUCUCUAUGCAAUAAUUGCAGCAUUCACAUGUUGUGGAUGUUUGUAUUCUUGUAUAUUUCGGACAAAGAUGAGGAGCCAAUAUGGACUGCCUGAGACUCCUUGCAACGAUUGCCUUGUUCAUGUCUGUUGCGAACCCUGUGCCUUGUGUCAAGAGUAUCGUCAGCUUAAACAUAAGGGAUUUGACAUAUCUAUAGGAUGGCAAGGUAACAUGGAGAGACAAAAUCAUGGAGUACAAAUGCCACCUAUGGCUCCGGGAGGAAUGUACCGUUAAACUACCGAUUCAUCACUUCAUUCACGAAUUAAAGAUAUUAUCCAUGGUGCAUUGAAGUUUAUGUUGGUAAAAAUGAUUCGACAGCAUAAGUGUUUCGUAAAAAACGCUCGCCAAAUUAUUGGUAAAUAUAUUUUCCUAGGUAUAUUGAAUGUUAUCAUAUUGUAAUAACGCGCGUGUAGCUUAAUCGUGAGUUGUAUUUAAGUAUUAUUUUAUAAGUAUUGGUUUCAUAUUGAUAUAUGGGAAUUGUGGUCGGUUUGGAACCUACUGUCACGUUAAGAAGUUUUCCACUCAUUGGAAAAAAUAUUGUGCGGACUAGUUAUAGCAUGGAGGCUCAUGGCAUUGAUAUUAACUUAUUGUUUAAACGUGUGAAAUGGAGCUAAUAGGCCCUCUUUGGUGGAUAAAUUAAUGAUCGAUCUUGAUUGUGUCAUAGUGGCGACCUCUUAUCGGUAAAACCCCAAAGGGUUGGGGAUUUAGAGUUUUUAUAUAUAUAUAUAUAUAUAUACUAGGAAUAUUUUGAGGCCCGUGCUAAGCACGGGCCAUGGAGGGUAAUUAAGUAUUUUAAAACAUUACGGAAAAAUAUUAUAGCCGAAAGGUUGUUUAGUAUAGUUAAGGAAUUUUAAGUAUGUUGCUAUUCUCCGUACAGAACCAAGUUUCUUUUAUUAUUGGUAAUGAAAUAAAAGUGCAAUGCUAUUAUGGAU
Molecule: messenger RNA, 2000 nt
Organism: Lactuca saligna
Lineage: Eukaryota; Viridiplantae; Streptophyta; Magnoliopsida; Asterales; Asteraceae
Source: the annotation of a GenBank genome assembly